AUGCACCCCAAUGUCCAAAACAACUAUGCGGCGAUGAGUCAGCAAUGUGCUGAUGUUCCCAGCCAGAACUUGGAGGUGAGGACUUCUAUUGCCGAAUCCUACGGUGUCAGGCUCCAUGCACGAUGGGCGCGCCAGGAGCCCUGCGCCAUCGUAGAUGGAGGCACCCGGGCAUGGGGCUUGCAGGCCGCCGCAACUGCAGACGCUCGGCAAAAUGUGGAGGUGCUUUCCGGCCGCUUCUCCAAUCUAUUUUCCCAGCUGGCCAGAGAAGAGGCUGCGUUGAAAGCUGCGCUCUCUAACAACGAGAGCUUGGAGCAGCAGCUGCAGGACUUUCGUCGCCAGGAUCCUCGGGGAAAGCUGAGCAAGGCCGGAAGCUACUUCGAUGGGGAGGUGGCAGAACUCCGGGCUGAAGCUCAAGCAGCCGAGCAUCAGGCGGCACUGCAGGGCGGUGAGGACCGGCGCUUGGCAGGUGCCUUGGCAGCGGCACAGGCAACCUACCAUCGCCAGUGCGCUCGCCUCCAGGAGAGGUGCCAGGCGGAAGCGGCUCAAGAGCGCAGUGCAAUGGAGACCUUCCGCCAGAGCGCCUCAGAGCUGGCCCACUUGAAGUCGGAUUGCUCCCAGCUGACUGCCCAGCUGGACACUGCGGAGGCCCAGGGCUCUUCGGCAGCUGACCUCGCCCAGCGACAGAGCCUCCACCGAGAUCUGCAGCUCGCCAAGGAAGGUGAGAAGCAGAUGUCCGAAAAGACCAUCGAGCUACGGCAAAAGCUGGCAGAUGGAAAGGCACUGAAGAAACAUGCAGAAACUCUACAAAAUGUCUUGCUUAACAUUUUCACGGUUUCAAGCAUGGCCGGCUUCAGUUUCAUAGCUUUCCAAGAUGAUGAUGGGACUGCUCGGCGCUGUCAGCACUGA
Symbiodinium sp. CCMP2592 is the source of this 906-nucleotide messenger RNA. NCBI's taxonomy places the organism in Eukaryota, Dinophyceae, Suessiales, Symbiodiniaceae. The record is from the annotation of a GenBank genome assembly.